GGAGAUCACCCUGCAGCAGCACAGACUCAGGCCUAGGCCGAUCAUGCCACUGGACAGAUUUCUUGGCUGGGUGAAUGCUGUGGCCUGUGGGUUCCUGCUUCUCCUCCUCCAUGUGCAGGGCCAGGAAUCAGAUAGUCCCAUCCGGACCACCUACACGGGGCAGGUGCGAGGCAGUUUCGUCCAUGUGAAGGAUCAAGUAGGAGUCUAUAGCUUCCUGGGAAUUCCCUUUGCCAAGCCACCUGUAGGACCACUGCGGUUUGCACCCCCUGAAUCCCCUGAACCAUGGAGUGGUGUGAGAGAUGGGACAUCACAACCAGCCAUGUGUCUACAAAAUUCUGAUAUGAUGAGUUCAGAGGGUCUGAAGAAGAUGAAUCUGAUCAUGCCUCCCACCCCCAUGUCUGAGGACUGCCUAUAUCUCAACAUCUACACACCAACCCAUGCCCAUGAAGGCUCUAACCUGCCUGUGAUGGUAUGGAUCCAUGGUGGUGCACUGGUUAUAGGAGCAGCUUCACAGUUGGAUGGAGCCAUACUGACAGCCACUGAGAACGUGGUGAUGGUCUUUAUUCAGUAUCGUCUUGGUGUCCUGGGUUUCUUCAGAGUACUGGGGUUACCUUCAGAGAGUGGUGACCUGCUAAUGAAGGAGUACAUGGGAAACACGGAGGAUGCCCAGACCCUCCAACUACAGUACAGAGAGAUGAUGGCAGACUUCAUGUUCGUGAUCCCCGCACUCCAAGUGGCACAUUUUCAGCGUUCCCAUGCUCCUGUAUACUUCUAUGAGUUCCAGCAUACGCCUACUAGCCUGAAGAAUGUCAGACCGUCUCAUGUGAAGGCUGAUCAUGCCGAUGAGAUUCUUUUUGUCUUUGGGUCCUACAUUGGGGGCAUCAAACUUGACCUCACUGAGGAGGAGAAGCUGCUGAGCAGUAGGAUGAUGAAGUACUGGGCCAACUUUGCAAGAAAUGGGAACCCCAACAGCGAUGGCCUACCCCACUGGCCCAUAUAUGACCAGGAUGAGCAGUACCUGCAACUGGACAUCCAGCCUACUGUGGGCCAUUCUCUGAAGGCUGGAAGACUGCAGUUCUGGACCAAGACCGUUCCCCAAAAGAUCCAGCAGCUAAAGGGGGCUCACACACAACACGAAGAACUGUAGUGUCCCCUAUCAGGAUAAAUCUGGGGUUUGAAUGCUAAAAAAGGAUCAGCCUGAGGUUCCCAAAGGAACCUGGGUUGAUUCCAAUAGUCACGUAAACAUUCCUAAUCUCUGCAUUUUUCUGUUCUCCUACGUAUGUAAUGAAAUCUCUGCAUGUCACUCCUCACUCAUCCUGCAGGAUCAUCUUUUGUUAGACCCACUUGGUCAAUGGUUCUGUAACAGUACAGAUGUGUGCACCUCAAAGUGCCUCUAUCUCCUUUUACAUUCCACUGGGACUAGCCUCCUUCCUUCCUCGACUUGUCUUCUCCCAUCCUCUCUCUUCCCCAAGCACUUGACCGUCUUCAAAUGAAGCAGAUUCUUUAGGGAUUAUUGACUAAUAGGGAUCAGUUGUGUCAAAAUCAUAUUUUCUCAUAAGUAUAAAUGUCCAGUAGAAAACCUACUUCCCAAGAACUCUGUUAUCUUCAUAAGUUCAAGAUGCUGUUCAGUUGGGUGAUAAACCACAAGCUGGACUCUGUGUCAGGUAUCUUUGGCCUCUGAUAUACAGAGGCUGUAGCAAAACAUUGAGUGAGUCUAGGAGUUACAGGCCAGCCCAAGAAAUCUAUUAGGACUCAGAUCUCUAAAUCAAAACCAAAGGAUAGUAAGCUGGAUAACUUAUAACAGAGUUGUAUGUACAAUAUUGUGGACCAAAAGCAUCAGAAUCAAAAUGUUAUCAGAUUUGCUGGGUAGUGAGGGCUAGGUAUCUGGCUCAGAGAUUACACAGUGUCUUCACUGGGUGGAGUAGGUAAAGAAUGACACUGAUGAUCUUCCAAGCUUCCCAGGUCUUAAUAUCAUCAUAUUGCAGAUUACAUUCAGCAAAUGAAUUUGACUCACAGAAGCCUUCGUGCCGUAGCUCCUAGAGCUCUCUGACAUCAGCCACUGAGGAGGCCAAAUACAGAAAAAAAUUUCUAUGUAUUGUACUUAUGUAUGAAAUCUUGUCUAUUUCUUUUCUGAGUGUUGCCAGACCCACUUUGGUGAGAAGCAAAACUCGGCAUGUUCAUGGGUCCUACAAUCUGGGCCCAAAAGGGGGCUGGCCAGCAGGUUGAAGUAGGUUCUCAGUGACCCACCUUCUGAAGUUUUCUCUUACUCUCUGGAGUCCUGCAGACACUGUGAAGUCCAUAUUUGUAUAAGCAUAACACAGCUGUGAAUAUGUUGGGCAAUGGGGUGUGUCUUGGAAGUACAAUGGGGAGCAUCAAUAAGUAGAAGAAAAAUUCCUUCCCUGGACCCCUGAGGGCAUCUCCACAUAUGGAAAGGUCUGUCUGCUUUUCAUUUUUCCUGAAAUUUCCUGAUAACUUAAUCGUUCCUUGCUCUUCUUGAUUGUCCACGUGUUCAACUUUCAUUCUUACGUUACUGUUGUCCUUGAACUCUUCGUCCACACCAAUACAAAGUCUCUUGUAUUUAUGUCAUUUACAAAGGCACCAAAUUGUGCUCCAUCUGUCUUCUUGUUCCUUCAAAGUCUUUUCUCUGUUAUUAAGAAGGUAUGGAUUUUAUCUUCUACUCUCAAGGAUCUCCCUUUCCCUGCACUUCCGAACAAUUUGCGCUUCUUACUCACCAGUUGGUCCUGGGCAAGUCCUUUUUAUCACCCACUCUAUUGAAUUCCAUGAUCUUUACGUUGAAAGCAAAGAUUACUGUGUUACCUGUCCUCGACACCAGGGAACAUACAGAGAAAAUGUUCAGCCUUGGGUCGGCAGCUCAGCAGAGCUGUCACUGAGGCCUGAAUGUACUAUUGAGCUCCUGUUGAGACCAGGAGUUAAGUGACCACCACCAAACAGCCUGCAUAGGGCCUCAACCUUUUAGGCUUCCCGUGGUGAAAAUUUUUGUUUGUUUGUUUUGUUUUUUGUUGCCAUUUAUUUGCCAACUGCAGCUGAAGGCUUCCUGGUCCUAGAAAAAUCACAGAGUCAAACAACUGGCAUUACCCAGGUUCGCAGCUCAUAGCUGCUUCCCCUACAGUCCCCUUCUGUUUGCAGUGCUCUCUUGUACAUAAGAGAAGAACAAUGAGCCCUUCCUGUAGUCAUGGUGACCAUUGAUCUUGAUCCCAGUCGCAGCAACCUUUGCACUACUCUCCUUCUCUUCGGCUCUCCAUUCCUGAUGCUCAAUAAACUUCUCUCAUUAUUGAA
Nannospalax galili (Upper Galilee mountains blind mole rat) is the source of this 3297-nucleotide messenger RNA. RefSeq names its product pyrethroid hydrolase Ces2e-like. The transcript is spliced from 9 exons. Gene Ontology annotation, cellular component: intracellular membrane-bounded organelle. NCBI's taxonomy places the organism in Eukaryota, Metazoa, Chordata, Mammalia, Rodentia, Spalacidae. Gene Ontology annotation, molecular function: carboxylic ester hydrolase activity. Bases 44 to 1147 code for a protein of 367 amino acids. The record is from RefSeq and is a predicted model, not a curated record.